Molecule: messenger RNA, 1053 nt
Organism: Blepharisma stoltei
Lineage: Eukaryota; Ciliophora; Heterotrichea; Heterotrichida; Blepharismidae
Source: the annotation of a GenBank genome assembly
AUGAUAAGGUCCUUGAAUAGAAUAAUUAAGGAAGAAGCAUGCAAAAGAAAAGUCGCGCUUCUUUUCGCAUAUAAUGGAAGCCAAUUUAAAGGCAGCCAAAUGCAAGCGGUCGAAAAAAAUUUAAGAACUGUAGAAGGAGUUAUGGAGCAAGCCCUAUUUCAGGCUGGAUGCAUAUCAGAGUCCAAUCGUCACGACCUUGAGAAAAUCAAAUGAAGCAGGGUAUCAAGGACUGAUAAAGGAGUUCAUGCAAUUUUGACGAUUGCAGGGGUAAAAAUUAUGUGGGACAAUCGCUGUGACGAUGAUAUGAUUGAAACAAUCAACCAAUAUUUACCAGAAGAUGUAAGGAUUUUUGGAAUAAGGCAGGUCACAAAAAGCUUCAAUGCAAAAAAGUACGCAGAUUUCAGAGUCUAUGAAUAUCUAUUUCCUUAUCAUAGCUUAUUUCCAGGAGAAAGAUUCAGCACUGACAAAAUAAAUGAGCUGAACGGGUAUACAAGGCUAUUGGAAGGCACCCAUUUGUUCCAUAACUAUUCAAAGAGACUUACAAGUGAUUUACCAGAAUCCAAACGAUAUAAGAUCUUUUUGAAUAAAUAAAAUAUUGGCUUAUAUUGCUUAAUGGCUUAGUCAGAGUAGACAGCAUAUAUAAUAAAAUUUGAAGCACACAACGAUCCUUUGCAUUAUAAAGGGAUUGAUUUUAUCAAAUUUAAUAUCACUGGACAAAGUUUUGUAUAUCAUCAAAUAAGAAAAAUGCUUGGAACUUCUUUAGGCAUUUUAUUAGGAAAGUUUGAUAAAGGGAUUAUUGAAGAAUCUUUUAAAGAGCCUCUAAUUGAAUUACCCUUAGCCCCUGCAGAAGGCUUAGCUUUAGCACAACAAAAUUUUAGCUGGUAUAAUGCAGCCCAACCGCAUAAGCCUAUAAAGCUGAAGGAGAAAGAAGAAAAAGCUAUUCAAGAGUUUUACAUAAACAGUAUAGUAAACACAAUCUACUCUGCUGAAAAUGUAUUUACAAGCUGAUGCGAAGCAGAAUUUAGGACUCCUAAUAGUAUUUCCAAUAUUUAA